Molecule: messenger RNA, 2060 nt
Organism: Carya illinoinensis
Lineage: Eukaryota; Viridiplantae; Streptophyta; Magnoliopsida; Fagales; Juglandaceae
Product: pentatricopeptide repeat-containing protein At3g24000, mitochondrial-like
Exons: 2
Coding region: 164-1144 (326 amino acids)
Biological process (GO): RNA modification
Molecular function (GO): RNA binding; protein binding
Source: RefSeq, a predicted model, not a curated record
CCGAAUCAUCCGUGAUACCCCGUCACCGUUCUUUUUCAUCGUUGCCAUCAGCGAGAGCAUGAGCUUCAGUUGUGAAGGGAAAAAAAAAAAUUGGAACGAACAUUUGGUGCGCCUCUGUAAAAGAAGGAGGGAAAAAUAAUUAAACUUGGUAGGAACUAGAGCGAUGAGGGUGUCUACAACAGCGGGUUCAUAUGAUUUCAAGCAUCAUAUUCGAGCCUCUCAAGCCAACCCUCCAAGCUUGGAGGACUUUCAGAAGAUAUGCUCAAGUGUCACAAGAUGGAAUCAAAUCUCCUGGAAUGCAGCCAUUGCUGGGUUUUCCAAUUUAGGAUAUGUUGAGGAGUCCCUGAAAUGCUUCUUUGAAAUGAGGCAGGGCGUUAUUGAUGUGGACUUCUUCACAUUUACAAGCGUUCUAAAAGCAGUGGGAAUUAUUUCGGCUCUUGAAGAGGGGAAGCAGAUCCAUGCUCUUAUUUUCAAAAGUGGGCAUGCUGCAAAUUUAUAUGUCCAAAAUGGGCUUAUUGCCAUGUAUGCAAGAUGUGGCAUCAUUGAUGAUUCAAAGAGAGUAUUUUUCUCAGGUGGCAAACAUGACGUUAUCUCCUGGAAUUCUAUGCUUUCUGGAUGUGCUCAUCAUGGAUAUGGUAUAGAGACUGUUCAAUUGUUUGAACAGAUGAGAAGAACUAACAUCAAACCAAAUAGUACCACCUUCCUGAUUGUACUCACUGCUUGCAGUCAUGCUGGUUUGUGGGUCAAAGGACUUGAGUACUUUAAUUUGAUGAUAAACGAUGAAUUGGUUGAACCUCCCAAACUGGAACAUUAUGCUACAAUCCUUGAUCAUUUUGGUCGAGCUGGGAAUCUUAAGGAGGCUGAAGCCAUUAUCAAUAGUAUGCCAAUAGACCCAGGACCAUCUGUCUACAAAGCUCUGCUAAGUGCUUGUCGUGUUCAUGGAAACAAGGAAAUUGCUCCACGUUCUGCAAAGAAGCUCCUGGAGUUAUGCCCCAAUGAUCCUGCAACUUAUGUUCUUCUGUCAAAUGUGUUGGUUACGUGGGGUUAUUGGGAUGAUGCCGCUGAAGUACGAAAACUCAUGCAUCACUCGAGAGUAAAAUCUUCUGGUUGUAGUUAUAGUUGGAUUCGAGUGAACAAAUGGUGAAUGGAUUCGUUAUGAGAAAGAAAAAUGAUGUUUAAUAGUCCCUUGGUCUUCUUGGGCAGUUGGUCUCUCUCUAAUUCAUUUUCCAUGGAAUCUUCUGGUAAUGUUGUGGCAUGACGAAUUGAGUUGGACAAAAAUGAGUAUAUAGCUGGAGGUUUCAAAUUUGACUCUCCAUUUGAGCAUAUAUGUAUAUAGCUGGAGGCUUUCAUAUAUGUCUGGCAUGCUUGAUUGCUUCAGUUUUUGGAGGGUUAAGCACGUUCGCUCCAAAUCAAAUUGUGCUUGUGGGAAUACCAUUAACUAGUGAUAUUGCAGUGAUACGUUACCAUACUAGAUACGGCUGGCUAGGUUCUAGUCCCUUUUUUCUUUUUCUUUUUGUGCUUUCAUAAGUAAAUUAGGAUAUUACUUUAACAGCUACCGGUGGAAGUUACCACAAAUGUACAUUGAAGCGGUUUCCACUUUCCUGUCGAACAACUUGGUUAUAUUUCAUGCCAGGCGGAAUGCACAUGGGAUGCCCACAAGUCACUCCAUUUAGGAGUUCUGUCGGCAGGAGAUGGUGAGACUGGUUUGCACCCACGAUGUGGAAGGCUUCGAGGCUGGAGCUGCUGCUCAACUAAUUGUAAUUAUCAUUGUGCAUACCUCAAUAUCAUCGUAAAUAUUCCUUUCCACUUUCCUGUCGAACAACUUGGUUAUAUUUCAUGCCAGGCGGAAUGCACAUGGGAUGCCCACAAGUCACUCCAUUUAGGAGUUCUGUCGGCAGGAGAUGGUGAGACUGGUUUGCACCCACGAUGUGGAAGGCUUCGAGGCUGGAGCUGCUGCUCAACUAAUUGUAAUUAUCAUUGUGCAUACCUCAAUAUCAUCGUAAAUAUUCCUUUUUUAAGUCGAAUGGAGAAUGGUUCUUUUUAACCAUAUUUUCCUAAUA